Messenger RNA from Paralichthys olivaceus (Japanese flounder), 1046 nucleotides. It is a transcript of the gene sdhaf2, whose product is annotated as succinate dehydrogenase complex assembly factor 2. Gene Ontology annotation, cellular component: mitochondrion. Gene Ontology annotation, biological process: mitochondrial respiratory chain complex II assembly; tricarboxylic acid cycle; protein-FAD linkage. The record is from RefSeq and is a predicted model, not a curated record. NCBI's taxonomy places the organism in Eukaryota, Metazoa, Chordata, Actinopteri, Pleuronectiformes, Paralichthyidae.
GUAUAUUCUGGUUUAAAGUGUUACCUCAUCAACAUGGCGCGUUGUGUGCGCUGCGUUAAAUCGUCCCCCGGUGCGUUUCCCCUUGACUUGAGAGCAGCUUGUGUAACUCCUGUGUUGUGAGUCUGACCCAGGAGCAGCUUCACCUUCUUCAGAUUUCAAAAUGCUGUCGUCCGUCAUUGCCAAGAAACUGGUGACAGGGAUGUGCCAAGCAGCAUUGAGACCAGCAGUCACAGGGCUAUUAUCAUCUCGUGGUUACCGUGGCGACUCGCCAGAUGACACCAGGGGUGACCUGAUUGAGAUCCCUUUGCCGCCUUGGGAGGAGAACCCAAGUGAAACCACUGACAUCAAGAAACGCAGACUUCUUUAUGAGAGCCGCAAGAGGGGCAUGUUGGAGAACUGCAUUCUGCUCAGCCUAUUUGCAAAGCGAUACCUGAACACGAUGAAUGAGAACCAGCUGCGGCAGUACGACAGACUGAUAAAUGAACCGAGCAACGACUGGGAUAUCUACUAUUGGGCAACAGAUGCUCAGCCCACUCCUGAAGUUUACCAAGGAGAGAUCAUGGAUAUGUUGAAGGAGUUCACAAAGAACCGCAACCACGAGCAGAGGUUAGAUGCUCCCAGCUUGGAGUAUCUGGAAAAGGAAAGUCAAUGAGGUACGAGGCACCACGGACCUCCUCAGAGACUGAUUCAUGGUGGAGCACUGAGUGGACGUCAGUGUUGUAUUCCUCCAGAAAACUCCUUGGGAAGUCAGCUGUGUUUCUGAGGAGUGCAAAAUAUUCACUUAACACUUUACUGUCCUGUGAUUAGAGGGAGAGUUAGAUUCAAGGGAAGUUUGCGUGUGGGAGGACCAUGUUAGGAAAGUGUCAUGAAUAUUUUGCAUUAAUUGUAUUAUAACUGUAUGUUUUACGACUGUAAAUUAAAAACUGCUCAAUGGGAUGCAUCAUGGGAAAGCCAGCUUUCAGCAAUGAACACAAGCUGUACAAUGAUCUCACUGUGCCUAUUACACACAUUAUGGGUUGUUAAAUAAAUGUUGAUCCUCUACUGUU